Molecule: messenger RNA, 1403 nt
Organism: Phlebotomus papatasi
Lineage: Eukaryota; Metazoa; Arthropoda; Insecta; Diptera; Psychodidae
Gene: Pvf1
Product: platelet-derived growth factor subunit A
Exons: 5
Coding region: 196-1149 (317 amino acids)
Biological process (GO): positive regulation of protein autophosphorylation; positive regulation of cell population proliferation
Cellular component (GO): membrane
Molecular function (GO): growth factor receptor binding; growth factor activity
Source: RefSeq, a predicted model, not a curated record
AUUGAGCACUUUUCAAUUCAUUCAGUACUCUCAUGGGGCAGUUUGUCUGAGGUCUUUGGAGUGUCGAGACGCAUAUUUUGCUGCUCGUGUGAACUUUUGAAGCAAUCAUCUCCAAGUUCAAGAAGCCUAUACCCCAAUAGUGAUCGAAUUCCUAGUGCAGGUGCACAAAAGCUCAGUGUUUGGAGGAAAAAGAAAAUGUGGAAUUUGCUGCUGCUAAUUAGCACAUUGGUCACAUUUCUGGCGACAACGGGCGCAGGUGAUCAUGUGGCAUUCCCCGAGUCCAGUGUCAACGUGAAGCGCCGCUCGAGUUACGAUCCCACCUUCGAUGUACCCCUGUCGGUCAGCGACGACUCAAUGGAGAUUCCCAUCGAUUUGAUCCGCAAAAUGAGCACCGUGAGUAACAUCUCACAAUUCUUAGAUGACUUUAUCGACAAGGAUUCUGUGGAUCCGCGAGAGAUUGCCGAUCAUUUUGCUGCUGAAGGAGUCGAAAGGGGACUAGCAAUUACACCAAAGCCUGGACUCUGUUCACCAGAAAUGACCCUAGUAUCCCUCAUCCCUACAGAUGCCCCCAACGAUCCAUCCCUGGUGUACUAUCCACAGUGCACGAGGGUGAAACGCUGUGGCGGAUGUUGCUCACACAGACUUCUCAGUUGUCAGCCGAUAGAGACGGAAACACUAACAUUUACCAUCAUCAAGAGUCAGUACACAGGGGGAGCACGGAUGCAGCUAGUGGAAAGGGUGCCAAUCAUCGUGGAGCAACAUACAAAGUGUCGAUGUGGAUGUGCAGUUAAGGAAGAACACUGCAAUCGUUUCCAGCGAUACGAAACAUCGCAAUGCAAGUGCGUCUGCACGAAUCUUGAGGAUCAGAGCAAGUGCCUCAAAGAGAGUGAAUUGAAGAUCUGGGAUAGCAAUGCAUGCAACUGUCGAUGCAGGGAGACCAAAGGAUGCACAACUGGAACAUACUUCGACGAGACCCAGUGCAAGUGCAUUUCGAUACCAAACCUACGACCCAGCGAUCAAACAAUUCUCGAUCGGAAGAAGUACAUCAUCAAGGCACGACCAGUGACACCCGGAGAGGACAGUAGAUACCAAACAGUAACCCCUGAAUACCCAGGAGUUACACCCUGGCCACCCAAUAAAUACUACUAGAGCAGAGUUUUGGUGAUUCUUUGAAUUUUUCCCUCCCAAAGGAAUUAGCGAGUAAAAGGAGUGUCCGGGAAUGAACAUUCCCGGAAAGCCACUUCAGGGUCAUAUUGAUAUCUUCUGAGAAGACAUUCAGAACAUUCCACAGACUUAUGCACAAUUACUAUAGCACAGUGUUAAGCCUAAUGAUGUACUUGAACACGAAAUAGAGAAGAAAAUUGCUCAAAAUGCAAUAAAUAAAGAGAUUUUUGAGAGUAAAA